AUCUACGUCGUCCAUUGAAUCGCAUCAGUUACCCGGCCAAUAGAUCUUAAAAAAAAUUCCGGCACAAUGGCUGACAACAAAGGACAGAGCACAAAAAAACCGACAGACUCCCAAAAGAAGCUUCAGGAGUCCCAGGCUCAGGUUGAUGAGGUCGUUGGAAUUAUGAGAGUCAAUGUUGAAAAGGUAUUAGAACGAGACCAGAAAUUAUCAGAAUUAGACAAUCGUGCAGAUGUAUUGCAGCAAGGUGCAUCUCAGUUUGAGCAACAUGCUACAAAACUUAAAAGAAAGAUGUGGUGGAAAAAUUUAAAAAUGAUGAUUCUUUUGGGAGUUAUUGUAGCAGUUCUUUUGAUUCUUGUUGUUGGGUCAUUUUUUGGUUCCAAUUAAGUAAUGUUGUUUAUGAACAGAAAAAGAAGAAUUAUCAUUUUACAUCCUGAAUGCAUUAACUUAAUAUUAAUAUUAAUAUUAAUAUAAAUUGUGAUAAAUAAUAAAUUAAUGAGGUUACAAAAUUGCAUUUUUAAUACAUUGCAUUAUAUACAAAUUUGAACUAUUUGUCUGUCAGAAAUAUUUUAUUUAAUCUUAGAAAUUUAUUUAAUUUUUUAAUAAUCGAAAUAAUUAUAAACUGAAUUUUUUUUUUUUUGUUGUUCAUAAAAUAUUCAACAUUGUACAGUAAAUUAAAUUUUAAUAUUAAUCAUUAAUCAUUUUUAAUUUAUUCCUUUAUUAUUACUUUAAUUUAAUUUGAGGUUUAAUUGGCUAUGGUAAUAAAAUAUUGUAUUGAAUAUAAUAUUUAUUUUAUUUUUUUAUAUCAAACAAAUUAUUUUUAUAGUGUAAGCUGAUGCAUAAUAAAAUAUAUAUUUCUUGUAAAUCUUAUCAACAACAUUUAUUUUUGUUAAUAAUAACUUUAUAUGUAUUGUUAAAAUGUUGAAAGCUUUAGGAAAUAUACUAUGAAAACAUCGAUUUAAAUAAUUAAA
Molecule: messenger RNA, 968 nt
Organism: Aphis gossypii (cotton aphid)
Lineage: Eukaryota; Metazoa; Arthropoda; Insecta; Hemiptera; Aphididae
Product: synaptobrevin-1-like
Exons: 6
Coding region: 67-384 (105 amino acids)
Biological process (GO): vesicle-mediated transport; vesicle fusion
Cellular component (GO): SNARE complex; plasma membrane
Molecular function (GO): SNAP receptor activity; syntaxin binding
Source: RefSeq, a predicted model, not a curated record